This is a messenger RNA of Drosophila navojoa, 2710 nucleotides long. RefSeq names its product Rab11 interacting protein (gene Rip11). Lineage: Eukaryota; Metazoa; Arthropoda; Insecta; Diptera; Drosophilidae. Gene Ontology annotation, cellular component: intracellular membrane-bounded organelle. Gene Ontology annotation, molecular function: small GTPase binding. Gene Ontology annotation, biological process: regulated exocytosis. The record is from RefSeq and is a predicted model, not a curated record.
AGUGCAUAAAUAAUAAGAAAACCAAAAUAAAAACAACAGACAACAGCGCCCCUGCCCUUCAAACAGCUCUACAAUAAUAUUAAUCCAAUACAACUUUAAAAGUCAAGCAAGGAGCUUUUAUUUUGCCAAAUCGCAAAAGGGUGCUAACCGUUAUGUGGAGUCCAACACAUUGCAGUGUAACUGUUCAGCGUGCGCGAGGUCUGCUGACCAAAGGCAAGAAUGGCACCAACAAUUGCUUUGUCACAAUUGCCCUGGGUAAGGAGAAGUACCAGACGUCCGUCAAGGAGAAGGCCGAGUCGAGUGUCAACUGGAAUGAGGAGUGCGAACUCAAAAUUCCGGAUCAGGGCAAUCGGGCGGAGCUGACGCUGACAUGCCUGCAUCGCAAUAAUCUGGGCAUCGAUGAGUUCUUGGGCCAGGCGACGCUGCCGCUCAAGGACAUGGACGUCUAUGAUAGGCCGCGCGCCAAGUGGUGCAAGCUGGAGAGCAAGCCCGGCAAGGAGAAGAAGAACAAGGAGCGCGGCGAGCUGGAGGUGCGCAUUGCGUUCGUUGUCAAAUCCGGAUCGCUGACAGAUCUGAGCAAGAAGGACAAGCACAAGUCUUCCAUUGGCCAGCUGGCCAGCUCCGUGGGCGGCAGCCUGCUCUCCAUUGGCCAAGGCGAGAAGCGCAAGAGCAUCAAGAAGCUAGCUGGCUCUCUCAGCUCCAAGCUGCACAUACGCAGCAAGAAGAAGCAAGCGGACGGCGAUGACAGCGGCUCGUUCAGCGGCUCCUUUGCCAGCAUUGGGACGCCAAACAGCUCGUCGGGUCUGAGCGGCGUUGGCGGUGGCAGCGGACGGAGGCGUGGCCAGCGCGCCGGCGAGGCCGAUCCAGGCGUCAUUAGCGAGGACGAGGACGAGUUUGUGUUCGACAAUCUGUCACACAAGAGCUCGGGCAGCUCGCUGAACAUCCAGCGCUCCGGCCUGCAGCCGCCCUCGUCCAAUGGCAAUAACAAUUUCACGCCGCGCAACCCAUCGCCGCUGCUGAGCAACGGAGGCAGCAUUGCCAAGGGGAAACUCAACGGAGGUAAGCCCAAAUUGCAAGAGACAGUCGAUGAGGAUCCCAUCGUUGCGGAGAUGGAACAGCUUGAGCUCGAUUUCAGCGUUCGUGCGCGCACUCUGCCGCCUCCCUCAAAGCCGCCACGCACGCAGCAGACACAGCAGGAGCUGGAGCUGUCGGAGCGGGAGCAGAAGGAGCUGAAGCCCGAGGGCAGUGCCCAAAUGCCAGCGGAGCUGGCGCCAGCACAGUCAACGGCACCCAGCAGCCAGGUGGAUGAGUGGGAGUCCAAGUUGUAUGGUGGCGGAAAGUAUUUGGAGAUCGGCAGCAGUGACUCCUUGAAGCGUCGCAGCUGGGAGACACGCGUGCCGCUGCCGGCAACCAGCGAGGAGCCGCCACCGGUUCCCUCCUCAAGCAGCUCGUCGAGCUCAUCGGAUGACGAAGAAGAUUUUGAGACGGUGGAGGAGGAGCCGCCAAAGGCAGUGGUGCCGCCCCGCCUAUCGGCCGAGAGCAGCAGCAAGAGCGAGAGCAGCUCGCUCUUCGCACCGAACGUGGAGCCACGCAACUUUGAUGCGCUCAAUGCCAGCUUCGCCAAGUUCGAGCAGCGCAACAGCACAGCCAUCUUUGCGGAUGAGCAGCUGCCUCCCGAGCCGCCGACUAGGCCACCUCCGGCAGAGCCGCAACCGCUGCCAAGUGAGCGCCCCAAGCCGCAGCCGCGUGCAACAAAUCUCGAGCAGCUAAAGGCGGAGACGGCGGCGCUGGCAAUGGCCGAGGCUGCCGCCGAGGAGGAAGCCUCGCGCCAGCGACGCGCCGCCGAGGACGAGCGUCUUGAGGCCGAGCUGCGCUUGAACGAGCAGCGGCUGCGCGAAGAGGAGGCGGCGCUGCAGCAAGAGCUGGAACUGCAGCAGGAGGAGCAGCGACGACGUGAGGCCAAACGGCGUGAGGAGGAUCAAAGACUCUUGAGCUUUGCCAAGCGAUCCACCUCCAUGGAGGAGCAGCCAUCAAAGCCCCUAUCGCCGAGGCAGGCAUUUGGCCAAAAGGAGCAGGAGAAGGAGCAGGAAACCACGGCCGUUGCUGCGCCCGUUUUUGUUGCCGUUGCGGCGGCUAUGGCCGAUGUUGAUCCAAGCAUAGAGCACAAUUUGUUAACGCCCGAGCAAUCGCCCAAGGAGUUCAACAACAUUGGCGGAGGAAGCGGCGGAGGCGCCGGCAGCGGCAGCGGCGAACGCUGGGAGAAGCGACUGGGCAAAUUUAAAUACGGCAAUAAGCGAGACAAACAAAACGAUACGGAUAGCAAUUCGCCCAGUCCCAAGUCCACGGAGCGCAUUAUCAUUGGCCACGAGAAGUCGGGCUCGCAUGCGGAUCGCCGUUCCGAGAUCUCGGCACAGUUGGCCAAAAAGUACGAGGGCAAAUCACGGGAGGAGCUGAUGCUCAUUGCCAAUGGCAUGGAGAAUGAGGCAUUGCUGCAGCGGCAGCGCGUCAAGGAGCUGGAGGAUUAUUUGGAUAAUUUACUGUUGCGCGUCAUGGAGACGCACCCGAAGAUCUUGCAGAAUCCCUACUCGCGAACCACAUCGGCCAAAAGUUAUAAAAAUUACAUCAAUAUGAAUGACUUUUUAAAGUAAGUGCUGCGAACUUUCGGCAUGCAGUUGCACGCACACCUAACAAAUGCAAGCCAAGCAAGCAA